Pneumocystis carinii B80 is the source of this 3120-nucleotide messenger RNA. RefSeq lists its product as hypothetical. The record is from RefSeq and is a predicted model, not a curated record. The annotation marks the transcript as partial. The transcript has a single exon. Lineage: Eukaryota; Fungi; Ascomycota; Pneumocystomycetes; Pneumocystales; Pneumocystaceae.
GAUGAUAUUGUUGCUUAUAUUUUGAGAGAAGAUUAUGAAGAACAUGAAAAGAAAUGCAAACCAAAGCUUGGGGAAUAUUGUGAAGAAUUGAAAGGAAUAGAUCCAGAAUUAAAUAAAGUUCAUACUAAAGUUAAAGAAAUUUGUAAUAAUAUAGAACAAAAAUGCGCAGACCUGAAAGGCGAAGUUGAAAAAGUAUUGAAAGCUUUUGAAGGGGAACUUAAAAAUGCAUUGAAAGACAUAAAAGAUGAAGAAUGUGAAAAAUAUGAAGAAAAAUGUAUACUUUUAGAAGAGACGAAUCAUGGUGUUAUUAAGAAGAAGUGUGUCGAGUUGAGGGAAGGAUGUUACAUGUUCAAGCGUGAAAAUAUGGCAGAGGAGCUCCUUUUGAGGACGUUCGUAGGGGAUAUUAAAAAGAAUGGUGAAUGUAAAGGAAAGAUGGAAAAGGCUUGCCUAGUGUUAAUCCAAGAAAGCGACGAGUUGAUGUCUUUUUGCCUUGAUCCGAGUGGAACGUGUCAAGCGCUGGAAACCAAAUUGAAGGAUGUUUGCAAGCCUUUAGAAGAAGAGCUUAAAAAAGACGAAUUAGCGGAGAAGUGUUAUGAAAGACUUGAGAAAUGUCAUUUUUACAAAGAAGCGUGUGAAAAUACAAAGUGUGAAGAGGAUAAGACGAAAUGUGAGAAAAAUAAUAUUACAUAUAAAGCGCCAGGAUCCGAUUCUAGUCCUGUCAAACCGAAGCCGUCGUUGUUGACAAGGAUUGGGUUGGAAGAUGUUUAUAAAAGAGCUGAAAAAGAUGGAAUUUUUAUUGGAAGACAAGGAGUGGAUCUACCAAGAAGGUUUGGUGGUGAUUUACUCCAAGAUGUCUUGUUAGUGUUGAGCAGAUAUGACCAAAACAAGGAACCAAAAAAGAAAUGCAAUAAAGUGUUAGAAAAAUGUAAUGAUUUUAAGUAUUUGAAUACUGAAUUGGAAAAGUUAUGCAAUAAUGAAAAAGAGGGCGAAUGCGAAAAAAUGCUAAAUAUAAAAGAAAGAUGUACAAAACUCAAAUUAAAUCUUUAUCUGAAAGGGUUGUCUACAAAAUAUGAUGAAAAAGCUGAUUCAGAUCUUUUAUUCUGGAGAGAGCUGCCAACAUUAUUUACGAAGGGAGAGUGUACAGAACUUGAGUCGGAAUGUUUUUAUUUAGAAACAACGUGUAAAGAUAAUGAGAUUGAUAAAGCGUGUCAAAAUGUACGAGUAGCGUGCUAUAAAAUGGGACAAGAUAGGUUGUUGAGUACGUUGUUUCGAAAGGAAUUGAAGGGGGAGCUUGGUCAUAUAAGAUAUUAUAGUGACGAUCCUAAAAAUUGCAAAAAAUCUGUGGUAGAAGAGUGUGCAAAACUUAAAGAUAAAAGAUACCUUUCAAAAUGUCUUUACCCUAAAGAACUAUGUUAUCUGCUUUCAGAUGAUAUUUUUCUUCAAUCAAAAGAGUUAGGUAUGCUUUUGGAUGAUCAGAGAGAUUUUCCAUUUGAAAAGGAUUGUCUUGAGUUGAAGGAGAAGUGUGAUGAACUUAAAAAUCAUACAUAUUUGAAUUAUGAAAAGUGUGUAACAUUGAAAAGACGCUGUGAAUACUUUAGAGUUUCAGAGAGAUUUAGAAAAGUAUUUUUAGAAAGAAAAGAUGAUUCGUUAAGGACUCAGAAAAAUUGUACAAAGGUGUUGCAUGAGAAAUGUGAUGCUUUAUCUAGGAGGAGAAAGAAUCCAUUUACCGUUUCAUGUGCUUUGCAAGAAGAAACAUGUGAAUAUAUGGUAGGCCGUACAAGUCAAGAAUGUAGAUAUUUAGGAAUCAACAUGGAGAAUGAAAAAAUUCUAGAAGGAAUUGAAAAAGCAAAUGAAAAUAAAAAUGAAACAGCACUCGAAGAACUCUGCACAACAUGGGGCCGACAUUGUUACCAACUUGUGGAGAAUUGUCCAGAGCAGUUGAAAGAAGAAGGUGAUAAAGAUCAAAACUGUGACAAACUCGAAGAAAAAUGCAGGGAUACCUUUAAAAAGUUGAAAUUAGAGGAGGAGCUGAGUCAUCUGUUGAAGGGCAGUUUAAGCGAGGAAAAAAAAUGUAAAGAAGCAUUAGAAAAGCGUUGCACUGAAUGGAAAACAGCACCGAAUAAAACAUUCGAAACUCUGCUUGAUAAAUGUAAUGAUGUUACCAAGAAAAAUGUUUGCAAAAAAUUAGUUGAUAAAGUAAAAGAGAGAUGUCCUACUUUAAAAGCUGAUCUUGAGAAAGCGGAAAAAGAGUUGAAGGACAAGAAAGAUGAAUACGAUAAUGUCAAACAGGCAGCAAAAGAAUCUACGGAGAAAGCUAAGUUAUUACUAUCGAAGCCUCGAGAAGCCGUAACGCCAAGUGGGCAGAAUAGCAGUGCUUCAGAGCAAGUAUUACAACCAGUACAACCAGAAUCAGGGUCAUCAUCAUCACCAGCAGAGCCACCAGUACAGCCACUACCACCACCAUCAACUGGUAGAACAUCAGGCACACCAAGCACUGGAACGACAGACUCUGCAAAACUUGGACCCGUUAAAAGAGCGUAUGUAGAUGGAGGUGUAUCAGAAGCAGAGGUAGAAGCAUUUGAUAACACGGCAAUAGCAAUGGAGUUGUAUUUGGAAUUGAAAGAGGAAUGUAAAGCUUUAAAACUAGAUUGCGAUUUUACAGAGGAAUGUCCUGGUUCUAAAGAAGUCUGCGGAAAAAUAGACGAUUUAUGUAAACUGGAAGCAUUAAAAGUUUCGGCUCAUCAUACAGAGACAAUAACAAAUAAGGUGACGGAAACACAGACCAUUGAGAAGGCCGCUGAGACAGUCACUGAGACAGUAGGUGGAGGAAAAGUAACAGAACAGUGUACAUUAGUGCGGACGACAGAUAUAUGGGUGACGAGUACGUCAUUGCAUACGAGCACCGUGACAAGUACGCCUACUGUGACGUCUACAGUGACGUUGACCUCAAUGCGCAAGUGCAAGCCUACAAAAUGUACUACUGAUUCAAGCAGAGAGACAGAUAAAGGAGAAGAAGGAAAAGAUGAAGAAGAUGUAAAACCGAAUGAUGGGAUGAAAAUAAGAGUUCCUGAUAUGAUUAAAAUAAUGUUGUUGGGAGUGAUUGUUAUGGGGAUGAUGUAA